CAGGAUGGACGGCUACGCACCACGACGAAGAUGUGGAACGGCAGCUCCGAGAGCUUUGCGCAGAAGUCUCUCCCAAGCUACGAGGAGUGAGGCAGCUGGUGCAGGCGCAGCUUCGUCACGAUGACCUCACGAUGCCUUCUUGCCAGUCGUUUGCACUGGAUGAAGUGUCUGAUGUGGUGGCAGACAUGGUGGGCAAGGUACCAAGACUUCAUGAUUUGAUCUUCCAUCCAUUUCCAGUACUCACGCUGUUGGAUCGCUUGCUGUUGCCCACCUCAAUAUGGGCAGGGCUUCAGCUGUGCAUUCCCUCGUUAUGGAGACAUGAUCUGGCAGCCGCCACUGCUGCGAGGAUACGCGGCACUUUGGUUGCGCGGCCACAACAAGGUAGCCCUGGAUGCCAGGAGCUGCAGGACAUGAUUAAAGAGAGGGACAUCGGCUGCAUGGUUGACGUGGGAUCUAUGUUUGGAGCCUGCGCCGCAGCAGCUGCGAAUGAGUUUCCAGAGGUGCGAGUUGUGGCAUAUGACAAGAGCUGGUCCAAUAUCCGUGCUUUGGAAAGGACUGCAGCUUUGUCAAAUUUGAGUGUGGAGGCACAUGCCGUGUGCAUGGUCAACACUCAAGGGGAGUGUGAAGGCUGCCAGGCCUGCCGGACCCUGGCUGAGGAAUAUCCCUUUGGCUCGGAGGGUCGCAUCCUGCUGUGGAUGAGUCAAAUGAGUGGUCCACUGCACUUCAUCUUGAAGGGCGGUAGACCUCUCUUUGAGAAGCAAUUGAUUCACACCGUGGCAGUGAUGACGAUACCCAAAGAGAUCAACGGAAUCAAGCGCACACUGGGAAGAGGCUAUGACUUCGAACUGCGAUGGCAAAACUCCUCACUGCACCCUGGAUCCGGUUUCAGUGAGUUCUACAGGUCAUUUUCCGCAUGUCCACAGGUACGGUUGCCAAACAUAUUUCCAGAUCAUCGAGACAUGUCAGUGAUUUUCAUCGAUUUUCAGAAGGGGAAGUUUUCAGAUGGUUUUUUCUGA
This is a messenger RNA of Cladocopium goreaui, 1016 nucleotides long. NCBI's taxonomy places the organism in Eukaryota, Dinophyceae, Suessiales, Symbiodiniaceae. The record is from the annotation of a GenBank genome assembly.